CUCAAGGAGACACAAGCAUGAGGAAGACAGCGUCCUUCUUCCUGAUGGUUUCAUAUCUCCUCAUACUGAUCCAUGGGGCCAGGUCUCAACAUCUGCCGUCUGCCGCCCAGCUUGUUCCCGCCAUGACGGAGUCGCACGCCGCACACCUCCACAAUAUCAAG
Candidula unifasciata is the source of this 161-nucleotide messenger RNA. NCBI's taxonomy places the organism in Eukaryota, Metazoa, Mollusca, Gastropoda, Stylommatophora, Geomitridae. The record is from the annotation of a GenBank genome assembly.